UGUGAUGGGGGGACACGAUGUGAUAGAAGAGCGCCAUGUGAUAGGGAUACACGGACACCAUGUGAUAGGGGAACACGGUGUGGUGGUGAGCACCAUGUGAUAGGGGGACACGGUGUGAUGGGUGAGCACCAGGUGAGGGGGGAACACGGUGUAAUGGGUGAGAACCAGGUGAGAGGGGACAGGGUGUGA
Messenger RNA from Lottia gigantea (owl limpet), 189 nucleotides. RefSeq lists its product as hypothetical. The record is from RefSeq and is a predicted model, not a curated record. The transcript has 2 exons. Lineage: Eukaryota; Metazoa; Mollusca; Gastropoda; Lottiidae. The annotation marks the transcript as partial.